AGAAUCAUUUUACUAAAAUCUAUCUAACUUCAUCUAGGGUUGAUCGAUUCAACCUUAAUUUAGACCAAUGAUAGCUGCCUCGCAGUUAAAAUUAGGUUUUUUAACAUUCGUUUUAAAAAAUGGUACGUGAGUCAAUGUUUUUAUUAUUGGGCGACAGUGUGAAAUUUCGAGACAUUAUACAUUGUUUGAAAAAAAGGCUCUCAUAUUAGAAUCAUUUUACUAAAAUCUAUCUAACUUCAUCUAGGGUUGAUCGAUUCAACCUUGAUUUAGACCAAUGAUAGCUGCCUCGCAGUUAAAAUUAGGUUUUUUAACAUUCGUUUUAAAAAAUGGUACGUGAGUCAAUGUUUUUAUUAUUGGGCGACAGUGGUUUCUUGUCGAUUAUUCCAAUAGUGAAUUGUUUGAAGUGUUAAGUCUUUUUGUGACUUUACUUUUUAACCAAGUUUUAGCUCUCACAUAAUAUUUAAAAUGUUUGUCCGAUACAUGGUUUAACAAGGCAUGUUACGGCAGCACGCUUAAUGAUAUGUUAUACUUUAAAAUUUGAUAGUAAACCUGUAUCUAACUUUUUCAGCAUGGAAGCACAAACCGAAAUAGAUGAAAAAAUAAUCGAUUUCGUAAAGGGUCAAAGCAUUCUGUUCGAUAAAGCUUCUAGGAGCUACAAGAACAAUGCCCAUAAGGACCGUCUCUGGCAAAGAUUGGCCAGUGAGCUGGGCAUGGAAGUUGACAGUGUAACGAAAAGGUGGAGGACGUUAAGGGACCGCUACGCCAGAGAAGUUAAAAGAAUAGAAGAGUUAACCCGUUCGGGAGCGGAAUGCGUGGAAGACCAAGAAACAUGGGUGCUGUUUGAGUCGCUUUCCUUUUUGAAGGACCAUUUGACUAGACGAGCAACUACGAGCAAUUAUUCAAAAGAGCAGUCAUCACAAGAUAAUCUUCAAGAAGAAUUUCUGUCAGAAAGUUUCGACGAUACUCAGGAAGGAGCUACUGCAAGUGGUCCAGCGUCCUCAACCAAGCGGAAGAGAAAAGAUGACAUCGAUGCCAAAAUGAGCAACAUUUUGGAUACGUUUAUUGCGAAUGAUAACAAUCGUUACGCACAAUUCGCUCAACACGUGGCUUCUAAACUGGCCUUGCUUCCAUUGAACGUAGCCAAUCAAGUGGAAGCCAACAUCAUGCGAUUGAUUUACGACGCUCUUAUCGAGCAUACCUAA
Molecule: messenger RNA, 1202 nt
Organism: Aedes albopictus (Asian tiger mosquito)
Lineage: Eukaryota; Metazoa; Arthropoda; Insecta; Diptera; Culicidae
Product: transcription factor Adf-1-like
Exons: 4
Coding region: 516-1202 (228 amino acids)
Source: RefSeq, a predicted model, not a curated record